CAUCGCAAUUGAGGAGUCGCGGAUGCACAGCGCAGCGCUAGUACCGUAGAAUUAUCAACUGAAUGACAUGAGUUCACCGAUCAGACUGCUUCCGUGAAACCCUUCCGACCAGUCCAUGCACUUACCAACCACCAUGACCUCCCCCCCACACGAGCACAUCGACGACUUCACCGCACACGAAUGGUGCAAUGAAUUGCUCUCCGACCCAACCAUCACCCACAUCUCGAAACGCCACAUCCCCGACAACCGCAAAGGCGUCUCCAACACCUUCUUUGCGCGCACGCUCUUCACCGACGAUGCUAUCCGCGCAUUCCUAUCACUCUAUCGGCCCGGAAAGGGCCACACGCGCGAAGUCGACAACACCAUCAUCUUCACCGGAAGCGCACCCAUACACGACACCCCACAUGCCGGCAGGUACGAAGUGGAGGCCAAACGCCAGCAAGCCAAGGAGGAUAUAGCAUUCGACCUCGCCGACCCCUCCGCCGCCGAAGCCAUUAUUCUGGUAUCCAUAGGCAGUGAUAUAGACGGCGGCGUGCGGCGCUUGCACGGCGGGGUCACGGCCUCGUUGCUGGACCAGGUCAUGGGCACGCUUCUCUCGUACUACUACGAGAACACGAGCGCGACGUCGGAGCUGAAUGUGAAAUACAAAAAGGCAAUUGCGACGCCGUGUAUCUUGAAGGUCAGAGCGAAGCUGGUGCGGGAGAAGGGGCGGUGGGUUGAGACGUGGGGGUCGGUGGAAGACGGGCGUGGCACGGUCUUCGCGGAGGGCUCGGGGGCGUUCGUGCUGGAGAAAGUUGGCGUUGCGAAGAUGUGAUGAACAUUGUCGUUUUUCGUUAGAAGGCUGAUAGAAGUGUAGAUGCUAGAGUUUCUAUAUCAUCGAAAUGGGACGAGUAC
Paraphaeosphaeria sporulosa is the source of this 894-nucleotide messenger RNA. RefSeq lists its product as uncharacterized. The coding region runs from base 134 to 814 and encodes 226 amino acids. The transcript has a single exon. NCBI's taxonomy places the organism in Eukaryota, Fungi, Ascomycota, Dothideomycetes, Pleosporales, Didymosphaeriaceae. The record is from RefSeq and is a predicted model, not a curated record.